This is a messenger RNA of Aphanomyces astaci, 1589 nucleotides long. Its product is annotated as acyl-[acyl-carrier-protein]-UDP-N-acetylglucosamine O-acyltransferase. Gene Ontology annotation, biological process: lipid biosynthetic process. The record is from RefSeq and is a predicted model, not a curated record. The coding region runs from base 1 to 1047 and encodes 348 amino acids. NCBI's taxonomy places the organism in Eukaryota, Oomycota, Saprolegniomycetes, Saprolegniales, Verrucalvaceae. Gene Ontology annotation, molecular function: acyl-[acyl-carrier-protein]-UDP-N-acetylglucosamine O-acyltransferase activity. The transcript is spliced from 12 exons.
AUGGCAAUCUCCCUUCCAUCGAUUGGGCAGUUGGAUUUGGCAUUUGACAUGUAUCGGAAAUGGCGCCUUCCAAUCAUGGGCGCGCGGCGGCGGCACCUGUCGUCGUCUCCAUCUGCGCAGCACAUGGAACCCAUGCGAGACUACUUGGACCACAUUAGUGUGGCAUCGCAACACCCGUCGUCGCACUUCCUUGCGCAGCCCCGAUCCGCUUUGUCGAUCCAUCCCACGGCCGUCGUCCAUCCAGACGCCAGGCUGGGCGACGGGGUUCAAAUUGGGCCGUAUUGCGUCGUUGGCCCUGACGUUUCGCUGCACGCCAACGUCGUCCUCAAGUCCCACGUGGUUAUCGAAGGCGUGACAACCAUCGGCGAAAACACGACGUUGUUCCCGUUUGGGUGCAUUGGUGGCCCGCCUCAGGACAAGAAGCACGUGGUUGGGGAGCAUUCUGCCUUGGUCAUCGGCAAGAAUUGCCUCAUUCGGGAACAUGUCACGAUCAACUGCGGCACGAGCUUGGACGCUGGCACGACACGCGUGGGCGAUGCGUGCUGGAUCUUGGCGGGCGUGCACAUUGGCCACGACAGCCAAGUGGGCACUCGAGUCGUCCUGUCCAACAACGUGUGCCUUGCUGGUCACGUGACCAUUCACGACUUGGCCAUCGUGGGGGGCCAAGUAGGCAUCAAGCAAUUUGUUCACAUUGGCAGAUUGGCCAUGAUUGGCGGAAAAAGCGCGGUCGACGGCGACGUAUUGCCCUUUGGUUUGGCCUGUGGCAAUCGAGCUAAGCUUGUUGGGCUCAACCUCAUCGGGCUGCGCCGUUUACAAGCAUCUAGGACCCACGUGAAAGAAAUGCUUCAAGCGUACCGAUACAUUUACAAUGUCCAAGGCAACCACUUUGCCCCACCGCUUCCGUUGGCACGGCAUGACACUCGACUGGCUCGAGCCGAGGAGGCCAAGGCGGCGGCGGGCGACAAUGUUAUGUUGCACGAUAUGAUUGACUUUGUGCGUCUCGCAUCAACCCGCCACCGGUCGGCGCUGUGUCCAGCAGCCAGUUAGCCAAUGGAUCUGCCUUCGACUGUACAACGACAUGCCAGUGACCACCCGUAGUCAAGUGUUCUAGGUCGAUAUUUUUCACACAUCAAAAUUAGCAAUAUACACAUCAUUGGACUGUCUAACCACGCGGCGGCCACAGAACGACCACCGCUUCCAUCAUGCUCUAGCUCUAGCUCUUCCGAAUCCCACGGCAUUAUCGCGGAUGUCUUGCAUACACAACCACUUCUAGUCAACGUCGAGGGGGGUCGUGGAGGCACUUAGUCGCCCAGCAGCUUUUUCAGCACUUCAAACGUCGUCCACGACACCGCUACGGACGGCGCAUGCACGCAUACCCGGGGGCCGACGCCGCGGAAGAAGCCGGCCACGCCUUCAUGCUUGUAGAUUUGGCCGAAUGCGUCCAAGAAGCCCCGAUAUUGCACUUUGGGCGCGGCCGACUGCACCAUCUAAAGUCGGCAAUCAAGCAAACGUGUGUGAGUGCAUACGUGGCCGCCGCGCGGCACGACGGCAAACUCGAGUCAGCACACCUUGUCGCAAUUCUUUGCGCC